CGCGUCCCCUGGGGAAGCGAUCAGAGAGCAUCCGUUGGUUUUGUGAACAGAGGAUCCGUCCGGACUGUUUAAAGGGCCCGCGGGCUCGGGUGACGGCCCUCCGCCGCGUUCGUUCCCUUCUGGCUCUUCCCGCGCAGCUGCGCCUUGGCCGUUGCUGUCUGGUUCCUUCUGCCCCUCCUCCGCCUUAGGACUCCUCGAGCCAUGUCUUCGCCGGCGUCUACCCCGAGUCGCCGCGGCAGUAAACGCCACAGAGGCGGCACUAAUCCCCCUACGCCUCUUUCUGAAGAUGUACAAUCCCCUCCAUCACAGCGCCGUCGCCCAGAUGACUCCACAUCCACUGGAGACUUGCAACCAAUGCCAACUUCUCCACCAAUUGACACACAAAGCCCAAAUGUUCAAGAUGCUCUAUUUUCCAGUCCACUGCAGUUCCAAAAUUCAGUUCCAUUGGACUUGGAUGUUAGUUCACCACUGACCUAUGGCACGCCCAGCUCUAGAGUAGAAGGAACCCCAAGGAGUGGCGUGCGAGGGACUCCGAUUCGACAGAGGGCUGAUCUUGGAUCUGUUCGUAAAACCAGGCAGGUGGAUCUGCAUUCUGAUGUGCCUUCAGCAGAGGAUGCAGUGGCAAGUGAACAGGCUCUUGGACAAAAGCUUGUGAUUUGGGGGACAGAUGUCAAUGUGGCCUCAUGCAAAGAAAAGUUCCAGAGAUUUCUUCAGCGUUUCAUUGAUCCAACGGCUAAAGAAGAAGAAAAUGUUGGAUUGGACCUUAAUGAGCCUCUGUAUAUGCAAAGACUAGAGGAGAUAAACUUGGUUGGAGAACCAUUUUUGAAUGUAAACUGUGGCCAUCUCAAAUCAUUUGAUGAAAAUCUUUACAAGCAGCUGAUGUGUUAUCCCCAGGAAGUUAUUCCAACAUUUGAUAUGGCUGCUAAUGAAAUUUUCUUUGAUCGUUACCCUGACUCAGUACUGGAACAUCAAAUUCAAGUUAGACCAUACAAUGCAUUAAAGACCAGAAGUAUGAGGAGCCUAAACCCAGAAGACAUUGACCAGCUUAUCACUAUAAAUGGCAUGGUAAUCCGAACCUCCCAGUUAAUUCCAGAAAUGCAAGAAGCUUUCUUCAAAUGCCAGGUCUGUGCUUUCACAGCAAGAGUAGAAAUUGAUCGUGGCAGGAUUGCUGAACCAUCAGCCUGCAAAAACUGUAACACCACGCAUAGUAUGGCUUUGAUCCACAAUCGCUCUCUAUUCUCAGAUAAACAGAUGAUCAAACUGCAGGAGUCUCCAGACGAUAUGCCAGCUGGCCAGACACCAUACACAAUUGUUCUCUUUGCUCACAAUGAUCUAGUGGAUAAGGUUCAGCCAGGUGACAGAGUUAACAUUACAGGCAUCUACAGAGCGGUUCCUGUUCGUGUCAUUCCAAGAAUGAGCAGUGUAAGAUCUGUCUAUAAGACCCACAUUGAUGUUAUUCAUUACUGCAAAACUGAUUCAAAACGUUUGCAUGGCAUUGAUGAUGGAGCUGAACAGAAAAUGUUUACGGAGGAACGUGAGAAAAUGCUUGAAGAGCUUUCUAGAAAACCAGAUAUUUAUGAUAGGCUUUCUUCAGCACUUGCUCCAAGUAUUUAUGAGCAUGAAGAUAUUAAAAAGGGCAUUCUUCUUCAGCUAUUUGGAGGAUCAAGGAAAGAUUUCAGCCACACUGGCAGAGGUAAUUUUCGUGCUGAGAUCAACAUUCUGCUCUGUGGAGAUCCUGGUACCAGCAAGUCACAGUUGCUUCAGUACAUCUAUAACCUAGUUCCAAGAGGCCAGUAUACAUCUGGGAAAGGCUCUAGUGCUGUUGGUCUUACAGCGUAUGUGAUGAAGGAUCCUGAAACGAGACAGUUAGUACUACAGACUGGAGCCUUGGUCCUCAGUGACAAUGGGAUUUGCUGUAUUGAUGAGUUUGAUAAAAUGAAUGAAAGUACAAGAUCAGUGCUUCACGAAGUCAUGGAACAACAAACGCUGUCUAUUGCUAAGGCUGGAAUUAUUUGCCAGUUGAAUGCUCGUACCUCUGUCUUGGCUGCUGCUAAUCCAAUAGAAUCCCAGUGGAAUCCGAAGAAAACUACUAUUGAAAACAUUCAACUUCCCCAUACAUUGUUAUCUAGGUUUGAUCUCAUUUUCCUUAUGCUGGACCCUCGAGAUGAAGCAUAUGAUAGACGUUUGGCCCACCACUUGGUUGCAUUAUACUAUCAAACUGAAGAGCAGGUGGAAGAAGAGUACAUGGAUAUGGCAGUAUUAAGAGAUUACAUUGCUUAUGCUCGUAGUUACGUCAGUCCAAGACUGAGUGAAGAAGCAAGUCAAGCUCUCAUUGAGGCAUAUGUGGAAAUGAGGAAGAUUGGAAGUGGUAGAGGAAUGGUUUCUGCAUAUCCUCGACAGUUGGAGUCUUUGAUUCGUCUGGCAGAAGCGCAUGCUAAAGUACGCUUUUCUGACAAGGUGGAAACGAUAGAUGUAGAAGAAGCAAAACGUCUUCAUCGUGAGGCUCUGAAACAGUCUGCUACUGAUCCAAGGACUGGAAUUGUGGACAUCUCCAUCCUCACUACAGGAAUGAGUGCCACUGCCCGUAAACGCAAAGAAGAACUGGCUCAAGCUUUGAAGAAACUUAUUCAGUCAAAGGGUAAAACACCAGCUCUAAGAUAUCAGCAGCUCUUUGAUGAUCUUCGUGCACAAUCUGAAACAGCUGUUACUAAAGAAAUGUUUGAAGAAGCACUUCAUGCAUUGGCAGAUGAUGACUUCUUGACUGUGACUGGGAAGACUGUUAGACUACUCUAAAUGAACCUCUAGCUUUACAAUAAUCGAAUUCUAAAAAUUGUUUCUUGCUACAACCUCUAGCUUUUGUACAAGAUAUGUAUGUAAUUUUAAAGAUACCAUUUGCUAUUGGACUGGGAUUGAGCCAGGAGGACAUAAAUAUCACUAUUGAAAAUUAGUGUCAAAUUUUUAGCUUUUAAAGACAAUUUUUUGGAACUGUGGCUUAUAAUUUUAUUCACACUUUUUUCUCAGCAUUCAUAUAAAGCAGGUUCUGUACAUUUAAAACGUUAGUAUGAGUAGCAGUUUUGAUAGAAUACAUACAUACAUUUGCAUUCCUAUGUUUGGCUAUAGCACUGCUUCCACAUAUUAAUACAGCCAGUAAAGAUUUUGUUUGUAAUAAAGUACAAUCAAUCUGGAUUUUUUGCGCAUUUCAAAAAAUGAACAUAGAUGUAUUGGCUUGACUGAACGUCAGUUUAAAUUUUGUAUUCAUGAGUCUUUAUAAAAUGAACUCAGUUCAGACAUAAUGCCAAACUAUAGGUUUGAGCUUCCAGAUACACAGCAGGUAAACUGUUUUAUAGCUGCUUGUCCAGUUUCAUAUUUCCUCUGCUCAGCGUGUGGUUUCAUAAAUUGAUUCCCUUCUGCAUGAUGUAGAAGGGAAUGACCUAUCUUGACCUAUCUUGACCUAUCAACCUAACUUAGGCCUUAGCUAGACCUAAGGUUUAUCCCGGGAUCCCCUGUGUAUCACUUAGAUGAACAGGGAUGACCCCGGGAUAAACCUUAGGUCUAGCUAAGGGCUUAGUUUAAACAUAAAGACAAAUUACAGUUAGCCUACAUUCAGAAAUAUUGGCCAGGUUUGCACAACUGGGGAAGCCAUCGUAGCUUAUUUUCCCACCCUGUAUGUACUGGUUGCAUGCUACAUCACAACCAUAAUGGCCAGGCUGAGCACAGUUUGUCUGAACUUCAUGAGGGUGGGUUACAAACCAACCCACAACAAGCUAUGGGAUACGGGGUGGUUUGUAAGCUCACCUGCUGCACACUCUCACCAGGUUCAGAUAACACGACAAAUCACACCCGGCAAUGGUCAUUACAGUAAUGAUGCAAUACAUGACCAGCACACACAGGGUAGGAAAAUAAGGUACAUUGGCUUAUUUUCCUUCCCCUAUCGUGCAAAUCCAGCCAUAGACUGGGCUCACGCAACAUAACUCACAUGCGAGAAUUGAGCGUUGGUUGUCUUUGAACCAUGGUUGGUUGUUGAAACUUGGGUUAAUGUUAUCUGAACCCAGCUGCACUAGCAAACCAUGGUUUGUUAACUGAAGAUACUAUGGUUUGUUGUUGGGUUGAUUAAUAAACUAUGGUUUGUUAAUGGGCUGUGUUCAGACAUGAUAAACAAAAUUUCAUUGACAACCCACAAUCAGCCCCUAAACAAGGGUUAUUGUGUUGUCUGAACCCAGCAAUUGACUGGGUUCAUACACCACAACAAACCACUUAUGGUAAGUUGUCAUGUCCCAACCCAGAAGAGCAAUUUUAUCAUGGGUUGCUGAUAUUGGCUACAGAGCUGCUUGGGAAGAGGAGCGAAAAGGCUUGUGCCACUCUUCCUGAUCUCACCAAUGCUGCCUCCAGCCUCCCUCACCAAUGACUGGCUCGCCACUGAUGUCUAAAUGGUGUCUGUG
Molecule: messenger RNA, 4439 nt
Organism: Elgaria multicarinata webbii
Lineage: Eukaryota; Metazoa; Chordata; Lepidosauria; Squamata; Anguidae
Gene: MCM4
Product: minichromosome maintenance complex component 4
Exons: 16
Coding region: 202-2793 (863 amino acids)
Biological process (GO): mitotic DNA replication initiation; double-strand break repair via break-induced replication; DNA strand elongation involved in DNA replication
Cellular component (GO): nucleus; MCM complex
Molecular function (GO): single-stranded DNA helicase activity; ATP hydrolysis activity; ATP binding
Source: RefSeq, a predicted model, not a curated record